AUGCUUAGUGCGGCGGAGUCACCGUUUCAAGAUUAUUCGUAUGAGGACCGAAUGGAAUUUCAUAGAUGGUUUUGCAGCCGCCACCAAUCCGUCCUCUCCUGCCGACGUCCAUUCACCAGCAGGGAUUACUUGAUUGAGAAGAAUAAGUUUCGAACUGAGCUCGAAGAGGAGUUUCGCACAAAACGAGAGGAGCAGAUACCUCGGCCUCAGCGCUUGAAGCGCCAAAUCGACGACGACGAGGAUGCGGACGAGGAAUAUGAAUAUUUCAUGUGGAAGAAGCAUAUAAAGCGGAAGUGGAAGGAGGGAGACACCAUCAUCCACAACCACUACCAUAUGGAGCAACCCCAACAGACGUACUAUCAGCCAACUUAUCAAUACCCCAGCUACGGGCAAUACUAUCCACGCUACUAUUAUCCACGCUAUUAUCCAUACGGCUACGGUGGCUAUGGGAGCGGAUAUGGGUAUCCGAGAUACGGUUACGGUGGCUACCCGGGUUACGGCGGCGGCUACGGUGGCGGACAGGCGUUUAAUUUUGGGCUUGGAAGUGGACUAGGUAUCAUGACGCCGGGAUUCGGUUUUGGCCUGGGCUCAUUUUUGAAUAUCGGUGUUGGC
Mesorhabditis spiculigera is the source of this 612-nucleotide messenger RNA. The record is from the annotation of a GenBank genome assembly. NCBI's taxonomy places the organism in Eukaryota, Metazoa, Nematoda, Chromadorea, Rhabditida, Rhabditidae.